Vigna unguiculata (cowpea) is the source of this 912-nucleotide messenger RNA. RefSeq lists its product as uncharacterized. Lineage: Eukaryota; Viridiplantae; Streptophyta; Magnoliopsida; Fabales; Fabaceae. The record is from RefSeq and is a predicted model, not a curated record.
AUAUUUUCUGGCUUGAAAUUUUGCUUCUGUUUGUGUUUGUGUGUGCGAUUGGUGGUGGAUAUGGAUUCCAAGGAUGCUAAUGGUUGCAUCAUCGAUAAACACAAACCUGUGGUGGUUUCUUCUUUGCGGAGUGAAAAGGUUGAAGAUCAUGUCAACGGAGAUGAUGAUAGCGAUUCCAAUUCUUUGUUGCCUCCUCGGAGAGGCGGCAUGUCCAGAAACUGUGACAAGACUCGCCGGAAAGUGCAAUGGAAUGAUAGGAAUGGAAACAAACUUGCUGAGGUGUUGGAAUAUGAGCCUAGUGAUGUCAGUGAUUCAGAAGAUGAGGAUUCAGAUUCUUGCAUCUGUACAAUAAUGUAGAAACCAUCUUGAUAAUUGUCUCGAACUCUGCUGGAUCAGGGGGCAUUACUAUGGCUUGCCAGCCCUGACUUUGAACAAAACUUGACAACUCAGCAGGUUUGAUCUGUGUUUUGAGGUGGGAUCAACAGUCCAAUAAACCUAGACAAGCAGCUUCUCAUGUCUACCUAGUGUAUCCAUUUCACCUUCACUGGGUUUUGAGAUGAUUUCAUAUACGGACUUUGGGGUGAGUUCUCGGAUGUAGAUCAAGUACACAUGAUAGAAAUGUGAGUGGUGAUACCUCUGCACUAAAUUUCUUUUACCACCGUUUUCUAGUUGAAGAGGAGGCACCUUUAUUUAAUAUUUCCUUUUGUUUUUUUGUUCCCCAAUGUAUGGAACAAUUUUUCAUGAUUUGGGUAUUCAUUCUCAAACAAUUAUGCUGAAACAGUCCUUGUGUACUGCUUGCCCUUUGCUGUCGAAAAAUUAGAAUAAGCAUUUAUAUUCAGUUCUAUUUAUGUGAAUCUACACUUACAUGUGUUUGACUUGACAAUAACUCUUAUAGAAGUUGAGUUUUAUCAA